This is a messenger RNA of Parasteatoda tepidariorum (common house spider), 9496 nucleotides long. The record is from RefSeq and is a predicted model, not a curated record. NCBI's taxonomy places the organism in Eukaryota, Metazoa, Arthropoda, Arachnida, Araneae, Theridiidae.
GAACCGUCGUUUGGAGAAAGGGGAAAGGGAGAGGUAGUUUCGAAGAGAAAGCAGGGCUGUGUUUCUGAAGUCUGCUGAGGUCUUUAGACCUCUUCUGCCGAAAAUUUCAAGAACUUCGGCAAAAUGCUCCGAUUGAAAGAAAUGUUGAGCAUCAAUAUAUUUAUUUUUUUGAUAGUUUUAGUGGCCUCUGAAGAUGGUCAUUUGCGAGGAAGAGGUGAUAGGCGAUGGACUGACAGAGAUAGAGAGAGAGUCUUUCCAUCUCAAAGUUUUUCCCCUGUCCAUGCCUGUGAAGAGUCAAGUUGUUACCCUGCAACUGGUAAUCUCUUGAUCGGACGUGAGAAAUAUUUAACAGCCUCUUCUACUUGUGGAACUAAAAGAGAAGAAAGAUUUUGCAUCGUAAGCCAUUUAAAAGAACGGAAAAAGUGCUUUAAGUGUCACUCAGUUCCUGAAAAUAAAGAUAUUCCCAAGUUGUACCACGGCAUCGAAAAUAUAGUUUCAACAAUUGGUAAAAAAUUUAGAGGACCUCGAAAAUGGUGGCAAUCGGAAAAUGGAGUGGAAAAUGUAUAUAUACAGCUUGACUUAAACAACAAGGAGUUCCAUUUUACUCAUUUAAUAACAACCUUCAAAACAUUUCGACCUGCAGCCAUGUUGAUUGAAAGAUCUCAUGAUUUUGGAGCUACCUGGAAGGUCUACCAAUAUUUUGCCUAUGACUGCAGUGAAUCUUUUCCUGGUGUUCCUCGAGGACCUCGGCAGAAGAUCACUGAUGUUGUUUGUGAAUCUCAUUAUUCAGGAGUAGAACCAUCUACAGAGGGGGAGGUUAUCUUUAGAGUCUUACCUCCGAACAUUCCAAUUGAUGACCCAUACAGUGCUGAUGUUCAAAAUUUGUUGAAAGUUACUAAUUUAAGAGUCAAUUUCACGAAACUUCAUACACUCGGGGAUAAUCUGUUAGAUUCUCGAGGUGAGAUCAAAGAAAAAUACUACUAUGCUGUUUAUGAUAUGGUUGUAAGAGGAAGUUGCUCGUGCUAUGGCCAUGCCAGUGAAUGUGUACCAGCACCCGGAGAUCCCAUAGGUUCAGGAAAUCAUGAUAUGGUUCAUGGUCAGUGUAAGUGCACCCACAAUACUAAGGGUCCCAACUGUGAGGAGUGCGAAGAUUUUUACAAUGAUUUAAAAUGGCGUCCAGCCAUAGGAAGACAAACGAAUUCUUGUAAAAGAUGCAACUGUAAUGGCCAUGCAUCUAAAUGCCACUUUGAUAAUGCAGUAUAUGAAGCAACAGGAAGAGUCAGUGGUGGUGUAUGCGAUGACUGUGAACACAAUACACAGGGAAGAAAUUGCGAGUUGUGCAAGCCGUUUUUCUAUCAAGAUCCAGGAAGGGACAUCAGAGACCCAAAUAUAUGUCAAGCUUGUGAUUGUGAUCCUACUGGUUCGCUAGAUGAAGGCAUUUGUGACUCCCGUACCGAUUUACUUUCUGGUCUGGUUGCUGGACGUUGUCACUGUAAACGGAAUGUCGACGGGCGUCGUUGUGAUCGGUGUAAAAACGGCUUUUGGAAUUUCCAGGCAGAAAACCCUGAGGGAUGCGAAGCAUGUACAUGCAAUGUACUUGGCACCAUUGGAAACUAUGGAUGUAACGUAUAUACAGGAGAAUGUGUGUGCAAAAGGAAUGUCGUUGGGCGCGACUGUAAUCAGUGUCUUCCAGAGUAUUGGGGCUUAAGCAAUGACGAUGAAGGGUGCAAACCAUGUGACUGCGAUGCUGGUGGUUCUUACGAUAAUAACUGUGACGUCAUAACUGGGCAGUGCAGAUGCCGAGCGCACGUUGGUGGAAGACGUUGUGAUCAACCUGAGGCUGGUUUUUUUUCUGGGAAUUUAGACUACAUGGUUUUUGAAGCUGAACUUGCUAAAGGAACACCUGAUACACAAGUUUUAGUGAGGGAACCUUAUGGAGACAGAGAUUCAACAUGGACAGGAUUAGGAUUCAUGAGGGUGUUUGAAGGAUCACACCUGGAGUUUGACAUCACUGAUAUUCCUCAGUCGCUGGAAUAUGACAUUGUAGUUCGAUAUGAACCUCAGCUUCCUGGAAAAUGGGAAGAAGCUAGAGUUGUGAUAGAAAGACCUGGACCAGUUGAUCCAAAUGGACCCUGUGCCAAUACUAUUCCUCAAGAUGACAUUAAGCUUGUGUCAUUACCAUCUGGCCAAAGGUUUUCUGUUGUAUAUCCUCCUGCAUGCUUGGAAAAGGGAAAAAGCUAUGUUGUACGAAUUGAGUUCAAACACUAUGACAAAGAAGUUCAAACUCCCUCAGCCUCAGUUCUCGUAGACUCGAUCGCUUUCGUUCCAAGAAUAGACAGCAUAUCAUUUUUCCAUGGAUCAGCUGCCAACGAAUACAGGAGACAAGAAUUUGAGCGAUUCCGCUGCGGUCAAGCUUUUUACUCGGUCGUACGUCCGAUUCCAAACGAAGUGUGUAAAAAGUAUCUGUACAGCAUAGGAUUUUAUGUCUAUGAUAAGGCUCAUGAAUGUGCAUGUGACCCUACUGGAUCAUUGAGUACCAACUGUGAUAAUCUUGGUGGACAGUGCACUUGCAAAGCUCACGUUGUUGGACGAAGAUGCGAUCGAUGCGCUCCUGGAACUUAUGGAUUUGGUCCUGCAGGAUGUCGCCCUUGUGAUUGUAACAGCGUUGGUUCUCUUGACAAUUUCUGUGAUGCACAAAGCGGAAAUUGCAAAUGUCGGCCCAACACUUAUGGACGUCAGUGUGAUGAAUGUCAGCCAGGUUUCUGGAACUAUCCCAACUGUGAACGCUGUGACUGUAAUGGACACGCAGAUACCUGUGAUUCAAGAACUGGCUAUUGCAUUGAUUGCAGUGAUUUUACUGCUGGUCCUAAAUGUGACAGAUGUGAUACAGGGUAUUAUGGUGAUCCCAGAAUAGGUGUUGGCAUACCAUGUCGUCCAUGCCCAUGCCCUGGUGUUGCUGGUAGUGGCCUUAGUCAUGCACAAAGCUGUGAACUAGAUCCUCGCUCUCAAAAUGUUCUCUGUCUCUGUGAUGUAGGAUAUGCAGGUGAGCGCUGUGACCGUUGUGCCAACAAUUACUAUGGUCAACCAACUGUGCCAAAUGGAACAUGCCAAAAGUGUGAGUGCAACAGAAAUACUGAUGAAACUGUUCCUGGCAACUGCAACCCAGACACAGGAGAGUGUUUACAAUGUUUGUAUAAUACAGGAGGUCAUCAUUGUGAAGAAUGUAUGGAUGGCUUUUAUGGUGAUGCGACAAGACAAGAAUGUUUAAAAUGUGUUUGUAACAGUUUGGGAACAGCUGAUGUGAAUGGUAUUUGUGACAAGAGAUCAGGACAAUGUCCUUGCUUACCGAAUGUGGUCGGCAUUUCUUGCGAUAGGUGUGCACCCAAUCAUUGGAACAUAAGCAGCAGAACAGGAUGUAAAGCUUGUGAUUGUGACCCAAUUGGAUCAUAUGCAUCUGAAUGCAAUGAGUUUGAUGGUCAAUGCCCGUGCAAGCAUAGUUUUGGAGGGCGUAAAUGUGACGAGUGCCAAACUAAUUAUUGGGGUGAUCCACACAUUCAGUGUUAUGCUUGUGAGUGCAACCGUGAGGGCUCUAAGACGUUACAGUGCAGAAGGGAUGAUGGUUCGUGUGUGUGUUCAGAAGGCAUUGCUGGAAGGAACUGUGACAUGUGCGCCAGAGGUUACACAGGAAAGUCACCUUUCUGUGAUCCUUGUGGAGAGUGUUUCGACAACUGGGAUUCUAUUUUACAAGAACUGAAAGAUCAGACCAAAGCUCUGUUAGAUGAAGCUAGUAGGAUCAAGCAGACUGGAAUUACUGGUGCGUAUUCAAAGGAAUUUGCGGAAAUGGAAGGGAAACUCGAAAAAGUGAGGGAAAUUCUCGCUGAUGCAAAUGUGACGGGUGCCGACAUCGAAGAUUUGAAGCACAUGGUGGAUCAAUUGAAACAAAACUUGACUGUUACUCAAGAGCACUUAGAUGUAAUCGAUGGAGAACUUAAUAAUACAACACAAAGGAUUUAUGAUGCUAAUUUAGCACUCACCGAUUUACGCAAAAGAGCUGAUGAGUUGACAAAUGAUGCUCAAUCAUUGAAAGAUAAUGCAACUGCAUUGCAGGAAGCUAAUGUCGAAGGUGCAUUCAAUAUAACAAAGGAUGCUAAACUAAGAUCUGACAAUGCAGAUAAUAAAGUGAGAGACUCUCGUGCAGUUCUUCAGGAAUCAGAAGGUCAUCGUCGUAGAACCGAAAAACUGUUGAAAGAUGCUACCAAUCUAUACAACCAAACUUAUCUAGAAAAUGAAGCCGCACUGAUGAAGAUUGCCGGAAAAAUUAAUUCUAUUGAAAAUGCUAUUCCUGAUCUUAACAACAUUGUUUGUGGUGGACAUGGUGGUGUGACAAAAUGUGAUUCAUUGUGUGGAGGUGCUGGAUGUGACAGAUGUGGAGGCCUGGGUUGUGGUGGAGCCGUGACUAGGGCUGACAAUGCUUUCAGUUUAGCAAAAGAUGCUGAGAAAGAAAUAAGAGAAAAGGAACAGAAAGCCAAACAUCUUCUGGGAGAAAUUGGAGAGGCUAGAAAGGAUGCUAAUGAAGCUUUAGAGGAAGCUAGAUUAGCUUUUGAACAUGCUCAAGCUGCAAAAAAUAGGUCUGAGAAUGCAACUGGUGUUGUUGAAGAUUUGUUAGACAAAAUUGAGCAAUUUCUGGAGGCUGGAGGAGCCAAACCAGCCGAAAUAAGAGAUUUUGCUGAACAGACUUUGCGAUUAUCAAUAUCUUUGGAGCCUGAACAAAUAAGUGGACUAGCCCGCCAAAUCAAUGAAACAAUUGCUAGUCUUACUAAUAUUGAUGCAAUUUUGAAUGCAACAGCUGGAGACCUUGGUGAAGCUCAAGCAUUGAAAAAUAGAGCAGAUAGAGCUAAGGAUAAUGCUGAAGCAAUUUUAGAUACAGCCAAGCAGGUAUUAGAGGCUUUAGAAGAGGCACAGAAGGCUCAAGAUCGUGCUGAAGCUGCGAUUGAAAAAGCUAAUAAUGAUAUCAAAACGGCUGACAUUGAUCUCAAUGAGAUUGGCAUUGAAACUGCUGGAGCUCAGGAAAUAGCUAAUAAGUCUGUGGACGAUAUAAAGAAUAUGCAGGAUAGGUUGGAUAAACUGAAGAAAAAGUUUACUGAGAAUGAGCUUAAUGCAAGGAAAUCAGCUAAUGAAGCAAAUGUUGCCGGUAAAUUAGCAGAGCAAGCAGAAGGGGAUGUUCAAGACUUAGAAGACAAAUACAAUGAAGCAUCCCGUGCACUGGAUGACAAGGCUAAAUUGAGUGGUGAAAGAAAAGAAAGAGCUGACAGGCUGAGGGAACGUGCCAAAAAACUUGCCGAAGAUGCUAAUGGACGUUUAAAUGAGUUACAAGGGGUCGAAGAUGAAUUUGACGAAAAUGAGAAGAGGCUGAAGGACUUCUCCGAUUUGCUCGACAAACUAAACGCAGAGAUGGAAGACCAUUUGAAUGUUAUAGAAGCUCGAUCUGCUUAUUACAGUGGUUGUCAAGGCUAAAUUAAAACACUUUGUACUUAUUUGAAGACUCAAAGCUUACCUUAAAGCUACCUCUAACAAUCUAUUAACACUUCUGAUCUGCCUGUACAGUGUGGUUGCCAAUACUAAAUUAACUGUCUUUUUCUUAUGCAUUUUUGUUUACAGUUCUACAAAAUAUUGUCUCUUUCUGUGCUUGAUUUUCUCAGGAAAUCUACCUUCUGUGAAGGAGCUUUUUUUAAAUUUUUUUUUUCUCAUGUGAAAUUUAUAUAAUUCCUCCUUUAUGCUCCAUAAAAUACAUGCGUUUGAAUUUUUUUAAAAAUUCCAUGUGUCUUGCAUAGUAUAAUUUAUGGUUUAUUACUUGCGUAUGCCAAAUUUAGAAAGUUUAAGAAAUUCAAUAUAAACUGAUUUGCCAGAAGUAUCCUAAAAAAAUUAAAAAUGUUUUAUAUUUACUGUAAUUAAAUGGAAGUGUUUUUUUAUGAUAAUCUCGUUACGUUUAUUUAUCAAUGAAUUAAAGAUGCAAACCAGUGUAGGUUUAAAAACAAGGUAAGUUUGAUAAAAUCAUUAUCAUUAAUUCAAUGUUAUAAUUAUAAAUAUUUUAAAUAAAAUUAUUAUAAAAUAUAAUUGUUAUAAAAUAUAAAUUUAUGUAAUAUAAAAUUAUAUAAAAUAUUUUAAGCUUGUUAUUACAGGUUCAAACUUUGUUAUUUAGUAAUUCUGAUUGUUAUUUAUUAUAAAGUAUUGGAUGAUGAAACUGAAUUGAAUGUUAAAAUCAAAAGUUAGUUAGGUAUUGUUUGGAACGUAAAGCAGAAUUAUACAUUCUGUCACAGAUCUGUAUUUAUUAAUAUAAGCACUUAUUUAAGUUGAUAUAAAUGCAGUUAUAAUUAUUUUAUUCAAUAUGUACUAUAAUUUCAUGUUUUAGUUGAGGUUAUAUUUUAUAGUCAAGGUUAUGUUUUGUAUAAAAUUAGAGAGCAAAAUCUUUCAGUAUUGAACUUCCUUAACUACGGUGUUAAAAAAGAUUUAUAAUAAAAAACUGAUCUUGACAUUUAAAAAAAAAGAUUAAUUUCAGUGCUUGUAAUUUUUGAUUCCUGAAAGAUGUGUGGAAAACAAACAGUGUCACAAUUACUUUAGAAUAUUGUCAACUAAUUUGAAAAUAUUUGCACUUACAAGUAUUUAACUAUAAGAUAAAACAAAAUUUAAUCAAACAUUUCACACUAAAUUGAAAUAAUUAAGUAGAAAUAUUACCUAUUGACUACGAACCUGUAUAGGUUAGCAUCUUUUAAAAUAUCUUUUAAAUUUUAUAGCAAUCAAACUGUUAUUUGAGCAAAACAAAAUCAUUUCAUUAAAAAAAAAAUUUAUACAUUUUAUUAACUAACAAAUAUUUUUUCAGUCCCCUUCAGCUUUAAAAACAAAUUAAGUAUUUCCUAUUUUAUCUAUGUUUCAAAUAUUCUACAAUAUUGCUUUUUUGCUUAUGAAAAAAAGUUCUGCUGUUAUGGAUUUAUUUAUUUUAAAUAAUUAUUAUCCUUUUAUCAAGUGAACAAGCCUUAUUUGGUGCUAUUUUAUUACAUUUGUAUUAUUGACAGUUCAAAACAAAGCUAAACAUUAUUGACAGUUAAAGCGUUAAAAACAAAUUUAUAUUGUUGACAAUUUUCUUUUUCAGCUCAAUGUCUUAUGAAAUAUAACACUUACUCUUUGUAAAUAAUGUAUUGAAAUAAUUUUGAUUAUUUACUCAAUCAAUGAAGAAUAAACAUUAUUCUAAUAAUAAUAACCCCUAAGAACAAAGCUAGCUAGAUAAAUUAAUAAGAUAAUAAUUCUAAAGAUCAAUACUUGUUAGAGCAAUUAACAAUAAUAAUUUCUGUGGCCAAUACUGGUUAGCAUGUAUAACUUGUAUGUAACUUGUUAUAACAUGUAAGUAAAUUGUGCAAACCAAAAAUUAAAUAUUGUGAAAUUAUGCAUUUUUAGAAAAUUCAACUGGUUAAUGAUUACUCACAAAUAUGUAUUUACAUGUUACAUUUUAUAUCAUUAAAUACUUUUAGGAGCUUUAAUCCAUGAAAUAUUUCUAUAUGUAAUUAAAGCAACAAAAUCAAAGUACAUCGUUUAAGGGACAAUUUUUUUUGAAAUUGCUGUUUAAAGCAAAUAAAAUGUAGUUUUCCUCGUAAUUUGAACUUAUAAAAUCAAUUUUUUAAUCUCUUUAUUUUAUGUUCUAUUCAUAUUUUUUACUUUUUUGGUAUUGGUAUCAAUUUGUGUCAUUGCCUGAGCUUACAAGUUUCUAAAAACCAAUUUCGCAAAAAUAUUUAUGGAAAAAUAUUCUUUCAUAGUUAUGCAGUGUUUUAUUUUUAUGCUAUAUCACUUUUAUACAUUUAAUAUUUCUGUAGGUUAUGAAACAAACAAAAUCAAAGUAUAUCUUGUAAGCGACAAUUUUCCUAAAAAUGAUUUCCAAAAAAAGGCAAAGAAGAAACAAUUUUCCAAAUAAUUUUAUAACGGUACUCCAUAAUUUAUAACGUAUUAAGUAAUUUUAUUAUCUUAACUAAUCACAUAAUGUUUCAUUCAGCAUUUUUUCAUUUUUAAAAAUUAUUCUUGCUUUUAGUAUUAAUUAGGAAAAUUCACCAUUGACUUAGCAUGUAAAUUGUCAUUUUGUUUUUAUUUCAUUUAAACCAAUAAUGUAAAAAAAAAAAUAUUCAUACAAAAAAUAUAUUCAUACAAAAAAUAUAUUUUUAAAGUUAUGUAUUGUUUUAUUUGCAUGCAUUGUGUCUUUUAUAUUAUGACUGCCUACAUUGUAGUCAUUAAUUUUAUUUUAUAUUGUGCCAAAAUUAUAAAUUAGAUUUAUACACAGAGUUUUGUUUAACAUUAAAUUAGUCAGUGUAGUCUUUUUAAUAUAUAUAUUUUUUAACCUUUUGUUAUUUUUAUAUUUACUUUAAUUUUUCAUUAUUUUUCUAUUUCUUUUCAUAGUUUAGUAGAGCAUAUUAUACGUUUAUUAGUUUUCAUAAAUGUUUGAAACUUUUUUCAAAAAAGAUCAACUUCUAAAAUAUAUUAACAUGUGUUAAAUAAAGCAAGUUUAUAUUUUCCUAAUUUUAAUAUGGGUUUAGUAUUUUUAUUAAUAUUUAAUGUUACUAAAAAUCAUAAAUUAAAUAUUAAAAAAUAUAUGAAUACUAAUACAUAUAAAUAUUAAUUUAAUUAAUAAAUAUUAUAAAUUAAAUAUCAAUAAAAUAUUCUAUGUGUUAAUGAUAUAAAUAUUGACAAUCAUUAGUAUUGUUUUUUUAAUCAUUUAGAGCUUAUACUUUAUUUAAGGCUAAAAAAAUGUAAAUCAUUAAGUUAAAUUUGUUUUUUCAAACUGCCAAUUUAGUUUAAAAUGUCUGCAGCUGCUUUGUGGCUAGUGCAAUAUGAAAUAUUAUAUGUAACUCUUGUCAUGUUCCUCAAUAUUUACUACUGUUAAUCAAAAAACGUUAAACUUUUUCAAAAAUGUAUUCUUGAGUAACUUUUUAGUUGAAAAAGUUACAUAAGUUUAUUUACUGUUAAUGAAUAUUAUUAAAAAAGUAAUUGCUUUUUAUGUAUUUAUACUAUUUAAUUAUAAUUUAAGUGCAGGAAUUUGUAUUGAUAAGUCAGUAACAUUCCUUACAAAUUUUGUAACUCAUUUACCAAGUUUUAGAGUUUUAUAUGUUUUUAUCAAUUUGAAUUUUUUAAGUUAUAGUUUUGAUUUUUUUUUAAAUCAUUGUUGCAUUUAUUUUUUUAUUUGAUUUUAGUAAUAUAUUUAAACUUUGUGGAGUAUUUGUUGCACAUUUUGAGUGCUACAAUUUUGAUCUGAAUGACUUUGAACUUAAAACUGCCAUGUAAUAACUCCGCUUUGUUUAUAAAAUGCCUUAAGCUUCUUGUUUAAAUAAUGUGCCAAAAAAAUCGUGAUUAAAACAGAUUGUUGUUAAACAAACUUUUAGAUUUCCCUUUACAUUCACUGUAAUGUGAUUUAUGUCACCAUAGUAUGGUCAACAUAUUUGAAAUAAAUUGAUUUCUUUAA